Molecule: messenger RNA, 978 nt
Organism: Scheffersomyces stipitis CBS 6054
Lineage: Eukaryota; Fungi; Ascomycota; Pichiomycetes; Serinales; Debaryomycetaceae
Gene: ALG5
Product: dolichyl-phosphate beta-glucosyltransferase
Exons: 1
Coding region: 1-978 (325 amino acids)
Cellular component (GO): endoplasmic reticulum membrane
Source: RefSeq, a predicted model, not a curated record
AUGUGGAUCAACUUGGCUGUGUUUGUAGUCGCUGUGUUUGUAGUGGUCUACUUGACAGUGGUAGCCUUUUCCCAUACACCCAGAGAAGCCUACUCCAGUGAACAGAAGUACACUACCAACGAUGGAACUGGAAAAUUAUACGAUUUGCCAGCUCGGAUCGACUCCAAGAGCCCGGAUUACAAGGAUAAUGGCAUCGAAUUGAGCAUCAUAAUCCCAUGCUACAACGAGACAAAGAGACUUGGGAAAAUGUUGGACGAAGCGUUUGAAUACUUGAAUGAAAAAUACCCUGGAAAAUAUGAGAUUUUGAUCGUGGACGAUGGCUCUUCCGAUGGAACAGACAAGUUUGCGCUAGAAAAAGCCAACGAGUACAACCUCAAGCCACACACCAUGCGAGUGAUCGAAUUAGCCAAGAACAGAGGCAAAGGUGGUGCUGUUACCCACGGUUUGUUACACUCUAGAGGUAGACUCUCGUUGUUCGUAGAUGCCGAUGGGGCCACCAAGUUCGCUGAUAUCGACAAUUUGAUUACUUAUUUGGAUGGGUUGAAGGAAGGUGAAGCUGGUGUAGCUAUUGGUUCGCGUGCACACAUGGUUAAUACUGAUGCUGUCGUCAAGAGAUCGUUCAUCAGAAACUUCUUGAUGUACGGAUUGCACACUUUGGUGUACAUCUUUGGCAUUCGUGACGUCAAGGACACACAGUGUGGAUUCAAGAUGUUCAACUACAACGCUGUCAAGAACAUUUUCCCCCACAUGCACACCGAGAGAUGGAUCUUUGAUGUGGAGGUAUUGCUUUUGGGUGAAAUACAGAACAUGAAGAUCAAAGAGUUGCCGGUGAACUGGCAGGAAAUUGACGGAUCCAAGGUUGACUUGGCCAAGGACUCAAUUGAAAUGGCCAUUGAUCUUGUAGUCACAAGAAUAGCAUACUUAUUGGGCAUAUACAAACUUGACGAAUGUGGAAGGUCCAGCAAGAAGAACAUCUAG